AUGUGUGCUGCCCACAUGACGCCUCUGGCACACAUCUUCAAAGGGACUUUCGUCCAUUCCACCAUGACCUCUCCCAUGGAAGUGCUGCACGACCAUAUCCUCGGUGUAAGCGAAGUUGGCAAAAUAGUGUUUUUGGAACCUGCUUCCCAGCAAGAAAAAUUGGCCACAGAAUGGGGCUUCACACCAAUCGAAGUGAGAGAACUCAGUAUCCAUGAGUUCUUCAUUCCUGGCCUGGUCGAUACACAUAUCCACGCACCACAAUAUGUGUUUGCUGGAAGUAAUGUGGAUCUCCCUCUCUUGGAGUGGUUAACCAAAUAUACAUUUCCAACAGAAAACAAAUUUAGCAAUAAAGAUUUUGCUGAAGAAGUCUAUACCCGAGUGGUUAGGAGAACUCUGAAGAAUGGUACAACCACAGCAUGUUACUUUGGAACAAUCCACACUGACUCAUCCCUCCGCCUUGCUGAUAUUACAGAUAAAUUUGGGCAGCGAGCAUUUGUGGGCAAAGUUUGCAUGGAUAUGAAUGACACUGUUCCAGAAUACAAGGAAACCAUGGAGGAAUCAGUUAAAGAGACAGAAAGGUUUGUUGAUGAAAUGCUAAAAAAGGAAUAUACUAGGGUAAAGCCUAUAGUGACACCACGUUUUUCCCUUUCCUGCUCUGAGACUCUGAUGCAUAAACUUGGUGAGAUAGCGAAGGACCACAAGCUACAUGUUCAGAGCCACAUAAGUGAGACUCCUGAUGAAGUUGAAGCUGUGAAAAAGUUAUUUCCUAAUUAUAAGAAUUACACAGAUGUAUAUGACAAAAACAAUCUCCUGACAGACAAGACAGUGAUGGCUCAUGGCUGCUAUCUCUCUGAUGAAGAGCUCAAAGUAUUUCACGAGCGUGGAGCUUCAGUCUCCCACUGUCCCAAUUCAAACUUGUCGAUCUCCAGUGGAUUACUAAAUGUGCUGAAUGUCCUGAAACAUAAUGUGAAGCUUGGACUGGGCACAGAUGUUGCUGGUGGUUAUUCCUCUUCCAUGCUUGAUGCUAUCAGAAAAACAAUGGUGGUAGCCAACACCCUUUACAUGACAAAAGUAAAUGACAAAAGCCUCACUCUUAAAGAAGUGUUCAGACUAGCAACUCUUGGAGGAAGCCAAGCCUUGGGAUUAGAUCAUGUGAUUGGAAACUUUGAAGUUGGCAAAGAAUUUGAUGCCCUCCUGAUCAACCCUAAGGCUUCAGACUCUCCAAUUGAUCUCUUCUGUGGUGAUCUGACUGGUGAGCUUUCAGAGACUGUCAUCCAGAAAUUCUUCUAUCUAGGAGAUGAUCGAAAUAUUGACGAAGUGUAUGUGGGUGGCAAGCAAGUUGUUCCUUUUUCAAGCUCGGUGUAAGACCACUAGGUUUCUGAAGACAUUCUCCUGGGAUAACUGAUGAUUGUUCAUCUCUCUGAGCCCAGGUGGAGUUGGAAAGAGUUGGUUAAAAUAUAAUACCUUCUUGUUGGGAAUGACUACUAAGUUUCUGUGUCUAAUUAGAGCAUCCACUUGAGAAAUGACUAGAAACAAACCAGGGAUCAUUUCUGGGUUGAAUGGCUUUCAUUAUAUAUGAAAAUUUUACUCUUUGAGAUGUUGAGUUUUUUUGGCCAUAUUCAAAGAUAAAUUUUACUUUAUUCAUUUGAAACAUUAGAUUGAUUCCAUGGAAAUAGUUUUAAAAAAGAUAGAGAGAGAUGCUUUUCUUUCUUAUAAAAAUGAAUCGAGCACACAUGUGAAAAAUUUCAAUCACAAAGUUGAAAAUUGCCUAAUAGGGAAAUCUUAAUGAAGAAAGAAGUCUUUAAAAAAAAAAGCGUGAAAUGAAAUGUUGAAGAUCACUUAAAGUUAUUCAUUGUGAAAAUUGUGAAAUUACAUGUCAAGCAUACAAAUUUUAAGAGAGACCUUGCAGAAUUUUAGAAUGUGAUUUCAGAGCAAGUUUGCGUACUUAGAAAUUUGUAGUCACUGAAAUUUGUACUUCAUAGAUAGUUUGCUAUUGUUCUUUGGCUUUGUUUUGGAUAAAACAAAAUGCUAAAUGUUAUGUUCAGAUAGUUUUGUGCUUGUUAAUGUGCAUUAAAAGCUGGAAAAUGGUUUUUUAAAGGUCUCUUAGGAUUAUUAUCGAUGUACUUACAUGGCAUAUAUAGGAAUAUUUUUGAGUACCUUAUACACAUCUUAAAUUAUAACUGUGCAGUGUUGUUAUUGCUCAAAAUUAUAUUGUUGAAAAGAAAAUGGAAGCAGAUUGCAUGAAGUAGAAUCAUAGAACUACAGAUUAGAAUUUGCAAAAACAGAGAAGACAUUAGGUAUCAUCAAAUCUAUCUCAUCUCUUACAAAUAAUAGAAAAACUUAUUGAUCAGAAUUUUAAAGUGGAAAAGUUUCAUUAAUUAAAGACAAGUUCUACCUACACUAUCAGUCACAAUUGAUAAAUUUCAAAAGCCAAUACCAAGCAAUAGCUGGCAUUUUAAAACUACAUCUUAAGUGUUUUUUUAAUGGAUAUUAUUUUAAAAGACUCUCGCAUAAAAGUAGAUAAUUCUUUAUUUGCUAAAAAUACUCCCAUUUAUUCUAAGAAAUUUUCAAUUCAGUAGAAAUUAAAUAUAAUUAAAUAACUUGGAUACUAUCUUAAAAUUCAUCGUAAUUGGAUUUGAUAUUGGGGUCAGGAACAGGUUUGUUGUUCAUUUUUUGCUGUUUUUGCUUUUAUUUGUAACCUCAGUGCUUAAUAGUGCUGAAUAGAUGUACAAUACCUAAUAAAUGUUUGUUGAUUGGUGGUUAAGUAAUGUUUCAUGUUUAGAAGGAUACAAAACCUUUAAAAGCAAUUUAAACUUAUUAGUAUUUCUCUCUUUGCCAUAUCCUGGAAUUAGAAACAAUUUUUACCCCCAUAAUAAAUCUUUGAGCAUUAUUGUUAGGACUAUAACUCGUUGCUUUAUAAGUGUUACAGCUUUUUUUCAUGCAUAUGCAUUUUGGCCCUGGAAACCACAAUAAUCAGAAAGAAACCAAAAUUUCCUCAGUAUUCCAAGUAAGUAAUUGGGGCACUUACUCUAAUUUUCUUUUGUUUUACAUCCCUAAUAUUGAAAAACUUUAUAUGCAUAUAUAUAACUCUUCAAUAAAAUGUCUCCUAUUUUGGAAAAUUCAUUAAAAUAAAGUCAUCUUAUUCUACCUAGCCAUUAUAUUUUGUCUGGUUUCAGACUUCUAUCUUAUAUAAGUAGACCAUAUUUUUCCAAGAGAUCUUCCUAGAAUUAUUGUUCAUCCCGCCUUAAAUAUAAAACCUUUUGGGUCACCAGUAAGCAUUUGGAGAUAUUGUAUAGCACAAUAAAUAAGUCUUUGCUUUUCUAAAAUUUCAAAGAAACCAGGUGGAGUUUUGUACUUACUACCAAGAGGUGUUUUUGACUCUAGUUCACAUAUUAUUGAUAAAGUUAGGGAGAUUAAGUAGGCAAAUGAUUGCUAAUAGGAGAUUCCAAGCAGCACUAGAAUCAUACUCCUAGUCUCCUGGUUCUCCUUUACCUCCCUUUCUUCUGUAUCUGAAUUGUAAAUGGAACUUAAAUGUUGAUCAUUGGUUUUCAUUGAUAUUUAGAAUUAUCAUGGAAUCAAAAUGGCAAAGUAGCAAAAAAAAAAGGGGGGGGGAGGGGAAAGACUUUGCCCAGAUAGUAUGCUAAGAUCAGCAUAGUUUUGUGGAAGAAAUACUGAAUUGGGAAUCAGGAGACCUGAUCUUGAAUCUCAUCUUUGCCAUUUAUUAUGUGUGGCUCUGGGCAAGUCAUACCUCUUUCUCUGAGCCUUAGUUUCUUCACUUGUAAGAUGAGAGGAUUGGACAAGAUGAGCUCUGAGGUUCUGCUUGAAAUAUUAAUAUCCUUUGAGCUCCCUGCAGUCCUUGUUAUUCUUUGUAUUUUAUUUCUCCAAGAAAAGGGUUAUUGUACAUUGCAUCUGCUUAUGUGACAAGUGUAGUUCUACAUUUAAAUAUAUUAUUUUCCUUUGUAUAAUAAUAAUAAAAGAUUUCAUGAAUCGUGAGAUGACAGCACACUGAGGCAAUCGAGGUAUCACUUUAUGUUGAAUGUUUUCUGCUCUUACAAAAGCAGUAAGAAUUAUGACAGUGAUUUUAAGCAAGUCUUUUUGAAAAUUGUCACCCUAAUGCCCCAACAACUCAAAUUACCCAAAUUAUACCAACAUAUUACUGGAGUGUACUUAGCCCUUUUUAAUCAGAUAUACAUUUUUCUGGAAUGAUGUUGCUCAAGCCUCACAAAAAAUGCUGUUGUGACCAGAAUAUUAAAGCAGAAGUCAAGGCUUCUUUCAUCAUCCAGAAUAAUAAAAGAAAGAAUCCUGGCCAGGGGGUCAAGAGUUCAAAUCUAGAGAUGGAAGAGCCUUGGAAGCCAUCUGGUACUACCUUCUCAUUUUUAAGGAAAUACCCUAGAGGGUUCUAUAAAGCUUAAGUGACUUGCUUAUAGUCAGUCACAUGGUUAAUAAAUGUCCAAAGCAGCAUUUGAACUAGGUCUUCUAAUUACAGAACCAGUGGCUUUUUCUCCAUUAUGUAUUCUCUACAAGAUACUACAUUUCUAACACUGGCUCUGCUCCUCAUUGGCAAGAUAGCCUGAAACAAAUCACAUCACAUUAAGAAGCCUGUUUGCUCAUUUAUAAAAUGAAGAGACUAGAUGACGAGUAAGUCCCCCAUCAGCUCUGUAAUUCUAAAUCUGAUUGCCUUCAUACAUCCCUUUCUACCUUAUCCUUUGCCUCCCAAAUCUAAGAUUAAAUUCAGGAGAGCAGAAGAUUUGUUUUUUAAAAGUAUAGCUAAAAACAUUUACUCUUUAAAUUGAAUUGAAAGCAGAUAAGAGUUGUGAAUUGAUGCAUAAAAUAGAAAACCUGUCAGGAUAAUUUAUCCAAGAAUUGCUUGUGAUGCCAUUAGUGGCAGUGCAGAGAGUUGGGGGAAUCCCUUCUGGUCAACAUAGGUCCAAUGUGAAAAGAAUUCACAAACCCAAAAAGUUUAAUAGCAAAAGGAAAGUUUAUUUCCUUCUAUUCACUGAGAAGCCAGCUUUGCUAGGAAGGCAGACUUCUUAGUCAUAAGUCCUGGCAGAGAAAUAACAAGAGGUUAUCACUGAGAAGAAGCUCUCUUCACAUUGGCAGGAGUCCUGGUAGGCAGCUGUGCCAAGAGGAGAGGUCCCUUGGCAAAGCAUAAUUCCUACUUCAACUUCUGCAAGGAUAUGAGUUUAAAAUUGUCUUUUUAUAAAAUAUCUGAGACUGGGGUUUCAAUUGAAUGAGAUUCCUUAAAUGUUGUCAUUGCCCCCGGGCCUAGAUUUCCAGUUGAAUGAGACCACCAAGACCAGAUAAAUAGGGAGUGGUCCUGGACUAAUUUUCAACUCAUUAGAGGGUGCAGCUAGUCAUCACCAAGAUAACUUAUCUUGAUUCCCUGAGGUGGUCCUUUCCCAGAGGAGAGUUUCUCAGAGUUUACCCCCAUGGCUUCCCCCCCAAAAUCAGGAAGGACAGUUUCAGGGUUCACCUUCAUUGCUUGUAUUUUGUUUAUUAUAGCUUUGGUGAAGAAAAAGAAAAAGGUUAAAAGACACAGUUUCCAUGAAAAAGAACAGAUUUUUUUUAAAAAAGAACUUUUAAAGUUAAAAAGAAUAUGAUUUAUGGAAGACUAAUUAGAAAGAGAAUAGAUUUUUAAAAAUAGCUCAUAGGUAAACUGAGCAGAGAAACAGGUAGGCUGUUGAAAAAAUGAUACGAGUUAUUUAAUUGUUUUAUGAUUUUCUUAUACUUGGUCUUCAGCCCUUUCUUUAUGUUUAAAUGUGACAGAUUUUAGAACAGAGAAUACAGGAAUACACUGAAGAGUAGAUUCUCCUCAGAAAAAAAAAGAACCCUUUUUAAGCCAUUCUUUUGAAUAUCUUUCUAAUAUAAUUCCACAAUUAGAACAAAUAGUGGUAAUAAAGAAAAAUUACUUCAUAAUCCUCAGUGUUUUUUUUUUUUUUAACACCAAUCAGCCAACAUUGAUAAGUGUCUUCAGAGGUUAUGGGGAAAAGAACACAUUUAGGAGUAUGUGGUCUCACAGAGGGUUUUGAAUGUUCACUUUCUCCUGGUUUUUCCUGUUCCUUUUCCUCUAAGAGUUCUCUCCAUGAUUUUUAUCCCAAAAGGCAUAAUGGCACAUUAUAUUCAUUGUAUGUUGUGCUGUCUCUGUCAGUUGCAUCCCAACAGGAAGUCUUUCAUGAGGGCACAGUUUUAAAGCCAAUGAUAAUUGCCCAGACUAUGGAAUUUUUCAAGACUGAGGCUAUUUUUACUUAUAAAGAUCAUAGAAUCGCAGAGUUAGAAUUAGAAAAGACCUUUCAAGGCAAUGACAUCCAACCUUCUUUUCACAAAUGAGGAAAAUGAGUCACUUGCGUGAUUUGCCCAAUGUAAAGCAGAAGCAAGCCUCAAAUCUAAGACCUUUGAUUUCAAAGGAAGGUGUAACUUCCAUCAUGUCACCCUGUCCAUUUCUUUAGUAACUACAGAAUGUUCCAAGGCCAGUGACUUCACAUUAUUUUUAAGCUCAGCAGAGUUACCUGGUAUAUAAUUGGUGUCUUAUUCAAAGAGCAGAUUAAAAAAACUCUACAAUCUAAUUCAAAUGUGAUUUCAGACUAUGGUGAAUUUAAAUAACUUAAUCCCUGAAUUUGAUGUCUUUAUAAAAGAAAAGCAUAUAAAAACAUAAGUAAAUUUUUCAAACCUCAACAUUAAUUAUGAUAAAGAGUUUUCAUGUAUAAUCUCAUUCCUCUUCUACCCAUUCAUUCUCUUCCCCCGCUCCCAACCCAAUUCUUCCCUUUAUAUCUGUAGACAAGAAGCCAUGAAGAUGAAAGUGCUUAAUCUACUUUCCUAAAGUACAAAAAUUGAUCUUUAGCACCAAUGAUGAAAAGAAAUUAUGUAUUUUAAGACUAUUUCCCCCAUUCCUUCUAUGCCCAUGAACUCCCAAGGUGUUUCUUGACACCUUAGUUAGUGAGAGUGUCUGCCUUCCCUUUUCUGCUGGAAGAAUUGGAUUUGUAUAUUCUGUCAGAAAAUGCUUUUUAAGGAAAACUGCUUUAAAAUGUUGCCUAUCUCUUGAUCACUACUCUUAAGUAUAUGUAUUCAGUGGGAAAAUGGAACUCAAUAUUUGCUUAUUUCUCUUGUGUGAGUGUAUAUGUGUUGCCAAAACAAAAAUAAAAACGGUCUUCUGUCUAACUUAA
Molecule: messenger RNA, 7160 nt
Organism: Sarcophilus harrisii (Tasmanian devil)
Lineage: Eukaryota; Metazoa; Chordata; Mammalia; Dasyuromorphia; Dasyuridae
Gene: GDA
Product: guanine deaminase
Exons: 14
Coding region: 1-1365 (454 amino acids)
Biological process (GO): guanine catabolic process
Cellular component (GO): cytosol
Molecular function (GO): guanine deaminase activity; zinc ion binding
Source: RefSeq, a predicted model, not a curated record